Molecule: messenger RNA, 1206 nt
Organism: Penicillium taxi
Lineage: Eukaryota; Fungi; Ascomycota; Eurotiomycetes; Eurotiales; Aspergillaceae
Product: bifunctional chorismate synthase/riboflavin reductase [NAD(P)H] ARO2
Exons: 3
Coding region: 1-1206 (401 amino acids)
Biological process (GO): chorismate biosynthetic process; aromatic amino acid biosynthetic process
Cellular component (GO): cytosol
Molecular function (GO): chorismate synthase activity; FMN binding
Source: RefSeq, a predicted model, not a curated record
AUGUCGACGUGGGGCGAACAUUUCCGAGUCACCACCUAUGGCGAAUCGCACUGCCGCUCCGUUGGCUGCAUUGUCGACGGUGUCCCUCCUGGCAUGCAACUCACCGAGGCAGACAUUCAGCCUCAGAUGACCCGCCGCCGCCCUGGACAGAGCGCCUUGACUACCCCGCGAGACGAGAAGGAUCGAGUUGAGAUCCAAUCCGGUACAGAGUUUGGAAUUACUCUGGGUACACCAAUCGGUAUGCUGGUCCGCAAUGAGGACCAGCGACCAAAGGACUACGGUGGCAGCACAAUGGACCUGUACCCUCGCCCCAGCCAUGCGGACUUCACCUACUUGGAGAAGUACGGUGUCAAGGCCAGUAGCGGUGGUGGUCGCAGUAGUGCCCGUGAGACUAUCGGCCGAGUCGCCGCUGGUGCCAUCGCCGAAAAGUACCUCAAGUUGUCGCACGGCGUCGAGAUCGUCGCCUUCGUCUCCUCUGUGGGCACUGAGCACCUCUUCCCCCCUACCGUCGAACAUCCUACUGCUUCUACCAACCCCGGGUACCUGAAACUACUUGAAACCAUCGACCGCCCCACCGUGGACAAGUUCGCACCAGUCCGCUGCCCAGAUGAGGAGGCUUCCGCGCGCAUGACCAAGGUCAUCGAACAGUUCCGCGACAAUCACGACAGUAUCGGCGGAACCGUGACUUGCGUUAUCCGAAACGUGCCAGUGGGCCUGGGCGAGCCGUGCUUCGACAAGUUGGAGGCUAAGAUCGCUCACGCUAUGCUCAGCAUCCCCGCUACCAAGGGAUUCGAGAUCGGCUCAGGCUUCGGCGGCUGCGAAGUCGCUGGCUCCAUCCACAACGACCCCUUCAUCGUGUCUACCAAUGCAGACGGUAAACAGCACCUCACUACCAAGUCCAACCACUCUGGUGGUAUUCAGGGCGGUAUCUCCAACGGCGCCAGUAUCUACUUCCGUGUCGCCUUCAAGCCUCCUGCGACCAUUGGCCAGGCCCAGAACACUGUCACCUACGCUGGCAAGGAGGGUGUCCUGGAAGCUAAGGGUCGCCACGACCCCUGCGUCGUGCCCCGUGCUGUACCCAUCGUCGAGGCCAUGUCCUCGCUUGUCAUCAUGGAUGCCCUUAUGGCUCAGUACGCACGCGAAAGCGCCAAGAACCGUCUGCCACCUCUUCCCGCCAAUCUAGCUACCAAGCCUGCCAGCGCAUAA